This is a messenger RNA of Staurois parvus, 362 nucleotides long. Lineage: Eukaryota; Metazoa; Chordata; Amphibia; Anura; Ranidae. The record is from the annotation of a GenBank genome assembly.
UAAAGUGGACCUUCUGCUUUAACCACUUGCCGACCGCAGAUAGCCGAAUGAUGGCUACACUGCGGCCGGCCAGUUCUGGUAGGGUGUCAUAUGACGUCCUCCCAGAACGCGCUCUCCUGCACGCCCCUGGUGGCGUGCACCCGGCGAUCUCCGUGAUCGCUAUGUCCUACCCAGCAGUGCGCCCUCCUGUGCCACCCAGCAGUGCCACCAACCUGUGCCCACAAGUGCAGCCCAGCGGUGCCGCCAGUCAGUGCCGCCAGUCAGUGCCCAGUGGUUGUGCCACCAUUGAGAAAUACUGUGUGAGCUGUGAUUGGUCACAGCUUGUCACAUGGUACAAGGCUGUUGUGAAUAGCCUUGUACCA